Effrenium voratum is the source of this 1395-nucleotide messenger RNA. Lineage: Eukaryota; Dinophyceae; Suessiales; Symbiodiniaceae. The record is from the annotation of a GenBank genome assembly.
AUGGAGCCUGCGAAGAGCCCCGUGAGCUACGGGGCAGCGUCCGGCUCCGGGGAAGCUGAGCUGCCGGACCUCACGGAGCAGCUGAAAGCCAGCGGCAUAUAUGAGGAGUACCUGGCCUAUCGCAAGAGCUACUUCGAUUGGCGCAAGGGGAGCGCCACAGGUGCGCAAGGUGAGUUGACAGCAGACGCGCUGGAGCAACAAUGCAUACUGGAGCGUGGCUUCGAGUAUUGGUACCCCACCGCCUCCAUCUUUCAGAUGCGAUUCACCAUCGCUUAUUGGAGCUCAGUGCUCUUUCUGUUGGGCUCCAUCUUCUUCUGUAUGAACAGCGCCUGCCGGAUGCUGCGCGCUCACGGGGGCCGGCCUGUGCAGGUUUGGCCCAACUUCUUCGGGGCCAUCGCUUACAGCGUCGCCUGCUACCUGCUGUACCUGCAGCUCAUUAACCUCCCCACCCGCAAGGUGGAGUCGCUGCGUUUCCUGUGCCCGGACUGGGGCCGGAUCCACGACCGGGCCAGCACGGCCUCCUCCGUGGGCACCUUGGCGUUUUUGGCGGGCGCACUGCUCUUCCAGGUCUCCUGCACUGCGGCGUUGUGGGAGCUAUCUCCAAAGUGGGAGCUGACCCUCAUCAGCAUGCCGAACUUCAUUGGCAGCAUCCUCUUCGUGCUGGGCGGAGUGUGUGAGAUCCUGAUCAACGGAGCUGUCGAUGACAAAGACAAUGGCUCUCGCGUGGUGUUGCUGGCCUCUUGGUGUACCUUCAUCGGCAGCUGUUUUUUCACUGCCGCAGCUUUCUUCUCCCUGCUCGUCCCGGACUGGCCGCGCAGCGGGCUCUUGAGCAGCCUUGGCUACUUUCUGGGCGCGGCGGCCUUCGGGAUCAACGCGGUGCUGCUUUUGCUCCUCUGGGAGGCAAACGACUUUGGGCUCACGCUGUUUUACCAGCUGAACCGCGUGAUUGAGGCGGCCAGUGGCAGCACCAAGGCGCGCUUGCGAGCAGCCGCUUCAGACAGCUCCAAGAUGUCCAUCCGCGAUGUCACCUUCAUUGCGAUCUACUGCUGGUUCAUUGCAAUGGCCUUGAUCGACUGCAUCAUCAAGGAGAAGUGGUACCAGGAAGGCUUCUACCGCAGCGGACUGCUUUUGUGGACAGGCUUGGGCCUGCAGAUCUUCGUGGUGGCGACCGUCUUCAUUGUGCUUCUCAUCCACUCGGUGGUCCUUCAGGUGCCCAGCGCCGAGCCCUUCCGGAGCGCCAUGUACGCCGCCAGAGCCAUACUGAUCCUCGGCACCUUGUGCGAAUCCAUAGAUGUCAUGGCCUUCCUCAGCGGCUACGCCACCUUGGACGCUGAGCAUUUGAAGUCCCUACUGCGGCGCCAUGGCUUGCUGAAGCAGGUAUCACCCAAUCCGUGA